ACGGAAAGGUCAAGGUCAUUUUGACAAGUUGGUUGACGUUUCAAGUUAAAAUUUCGUUUUGAGCAGAUCUGUUGAUUUUAGUUUUUAAUAUAUCGAGCAUUUUGAAAGUUUAUAGUGACUCUAUCCGUCAUAAUGUCGAUCACUGUUAAGACAGUGCCAACAAAGCCAUUUGAUGGCCAAAAACCUGGUACAAGUGGGUUAAGAAAAUCUGUCAAAGUUUAUCAGCAACCUUCUUACACAGAAAAUUUUAUACAAGCAACCCUGAGUGCUGCAGUUGGUGCCAGUUUAAAGGGCAGUACCCUGGUAGUUGGUGGAGAUGGGAGAUACUUUGGAAAAGAAGCAACUGAUCUUAUAAUUAAAAUGUGUGCAGCAAAUGGAGUUUCUAAGCUCCUGAUUGGUCAGAAUGGUAUUUUUUCAACUCCUGCAGUGUCUUGCAUUAUUCGUAAAUACAAGACAAAUGGCGGCAUCAUUCUAACAGCCAGUCACAACCCUGGAGGCCCAGAUGGAGAUUUUGGAAUAAAAUACAACAUAUCUAAUGGAGGGCCUGCACCAGAAAGUGUUACAGAUGCAAUAUUUAAAUACACCACAACGAUCAAAGAAUACCUCAUCUGUCCUGACCUGAAGGCUGAUAUAUCCAAACUUGGAACCCAGACCUUCAAAGUGGGAGGGAACACUUUUACUGUAGAAAUCAUGGACCCAGUAGCUGACUAUGUGGCCUACAUGAAAGAAAUCUUCAAUUUCAGUUCCAUUAAAAGCCAUGUUUCCGGACCAGAUGGACAACGAUUAAAUAUUUUAAUAAAUUCAAUGCAUGGAGUUAUGGGUCCCUAUGCUAAGAAAGUGUUUGUUGAGGAGCUAGGUUGUCCUGCAUCCAGUAUGGUGAAUGCCGUUCCUCUGCCAGACUUUGGUGGCCAUCAUCCCGAUCCUAAUCUCACAUACGCCGCUGACCUUGUGAAUGAUUUGAAGAAAGGUCAUCAUGGCUUUGGAGCUGCUUUUGAUGGAGAUGGGGAUAGGAAUAUGAUUCUAGGUCACAAUGCUUUCUUUGUUACACCAAAUGAUUCCUUAGCAGUUAUUGCAAACAACCUGGAAUGCAUUCCAUACUUUCAAAAGAAUGGGGUCAAAGGUUAUGCACGGAGUAUGCCUACAGCAGGUGCUGUUGACAGAGUUGCAAAAGCUAAAGGAAUGGAGUGCUUUGAAGUUCCAACUGGGUGGAAAUUCUUUGGAAACCUAAUGGAUGCUGGGCGCUUGUCUCUCUGUGGGGAGGAAAGCUUUGGAACAGGAUCCAAUCACAUCAGGGAGAAGGAUGGACUGUGGGCAGUGCUGGCCUGGCUUUCCAUUCUAGCCCAUACAAAGAAGUCUGUAGAACAAACACUUGUUGACCACUGGAAGCAAUAUGGCAGGAACUUUUUCACCAGGUAUGAUUAUGAGAACUGUGAUUCUAGUCCAGCUAACAAAAUGAUGUCAGAUUUGAACUCACUUGUGGCUGAUCCAUCACUAGUUGGCAAGGUUUACAGUUCCGGCAACAAGUCGUACAAGGUGGCCAAGGCAGAUAACUUCAACUAUACAGAUCCCAUAGACAAGAGUGUCAGUAAGAAUCAGGGUAUUAGAAUAAUCUUUGAUGAUGAUUCCCGCAUCAUUUUCCGUCUUAGUGGAACAGGAAGUAGUGGUGCCACCAUCAGGUUGUACAUAGAAGGAUAUGAAUCUGACGAAAGCAAAUACUUGAUGAGUGCUCAGGAUGUGUUGAAACCUCUGAUAGACAUUGCAUUGAAAAUAUCACACCUCGUGGAGCUCACAGGCCGAACAGCACCGACAGUCAUCACAUAGGAUUGUAUUCAUAGGAUUGUCUUCUUUGUUAGAUCCUACACAGUGUUGCUAUGUUUUUCACAACAGACAAUUGUACCGAUUAUUGUCAGGAUAAAACCUUCAUGUUUAGUCCUUGCUUCUCCCAAUGUUAAGUAGCCUGUGGCCUGAAAGUCACUGAUCCCAUUUCCUGUGUUUCAUACCGUUCUUGUUUUACAUAAAAUGCAUGUUGAGAUACUACAGAGACCAGAAUGACAAGAACAUAUCGGUUUUGACAAAAUUAAAUAUAUAAGCAUGAGGUCAUAAGUAAUGUAAUUUUGUAUGUAAAAAAAAAAAACCCGUGGUAUGUGUAAAUCCUGUCUGUGGGAUGGUGCAUAUAAAUGAUCCUUUGCUA
Molecule: messenger RNA, 2191 nt
Organism: Gigantopelta aegis
Lineage: Eukaryota; Metazoa; Mollusca; Gastropoda; Neomphalida; Peltospiridae
Product: phosphoglucomutase-1-like
Exons: 10
Coding region: 133-1821 (562 amino acids)
Biological process (GO): carbohydrate metabolic process
Cellular component (GO): cytosol
Molecular function (GO): phosphoglucomutase activity; magnesium ion binding
Source: RefSeq, a predicted model, not a curated record